AUGCCUGCUCUAAGGAAGAAGAGCACUGUCGAGCGCUUGGACAAGGCGAGCUCGUAUGCCUCGUCAAAGAAUAGGCGACGUAACCAGAACCGCCGCGAUGGCCAACGCGAGCGCGAGCCUACGCCCGAAGACGAAAAGCUCAAAGACGCGACUACCCUCUAUGUCGGCAAUUUAUCUUUCUACACCACCGAAGAGCAGAUACACGAACUGUUCUCAAAGUGCGGCGAGAUCAAGCGUCUGGUUAUGGGCCUCGAUCGCUUCCAGAAGACGCCAUGCGGAUUCUGCUUUGUAGAGUACUACACUCACCAAGAUGCUCUGGAUUGCAUGAAAUAUAUUGGAGGCACCAAGCUGGAUGAGCGCAUCAUCCGUACCGACCUGGACGAGGGCUUCGCUGAGGGAAGGCAAUAUGGGCGCGGAAAGUCUGGCGGCCAAGUGCGCGACGAGUACCGCGACGAGUACGACCCGGGCCGUGGCGGAUACGGCAGAGCUAUACAGGAGGAGGAAUCUUACGCAGACGAGUACAGAUAA
This is a messenger RNA of Didymosphaeria variabile, 528 nucleotides long. It is a transcript of the gene CBC2, whose product is annotated as nuclear cap binding complex subunit. The transcript is spliced from 3 exons. Gene Ontology annotation, cellular component: nuclear cap binding complex. The record is from RefSeq and is a predicted model, not a curated record. NCBI's taxonomy places the organism in Eukaryota, Fungi, Ascomycota, Dothideomycetes, Pleosporales, Didymosphaeriaceae. The coding region runs from base 1 to 528 and encodes 175 amino acids. Gene Ontology annotation, biological process: mRNA cis splicing, via spliceosome. Gene Ontology annotation, molecular function: RNA cap binding.